This is a messenger RNA of Fraxinus pennsylvanica, 4521 nucleotides long. The record is from the annotation of a GenBank genome assembly. Lineage: Eukaryota; Viridiplantae; Streptophyta; Magnoliopsida; Lamiales; Oleaceae.
AUGCAGCAUGAGGCUGCCAUCAGGAUAACGUCCACUGGAUUACAUAAAAGCAAGAUGGAUACAGACGAACAAAAUUAUGAUCCAGUGUUCAAUCGUGGAAUAAAAGGUUCUGUUGAACAGUUUUCAAGUGUACGACAAAUGUGCAACAUUGGCUAUAAUAACCAAUUGCAAAGUGAUUGGAGCUGCUAUCCUUCUCACGUCAAUGAAUUUUCAAGUAAUAAGAUUGAGGAAAACCUCCAGAAGAAAAUAUAUUCAGGAUCAAGAAAACAGAGAUCAGAUUCUGUAACUGACAUGGAACUACAGCUAUCUGGGGUUUCUGCUUUCGAGGACUGCCCGAACCAGGACAUGCAAUCUUGUCAAUUGGAAAACCUAAUCCAGCAUGAAAUUGGGUAUAAUAGUGUGCAUCAUGAAGCAUCUUCCUUUCUUGUUUCCUCCUGGAUGCCUAUUCUUAGAACAACACCAGGCUUACAUGUUUCGUCUAGUUCUUACAACUCAAAUCCACCUUACCCUGGGUUUGAUUACUCGGUGCCAUCACGUGCUGUCUGUAGUACGAACAGAACAUAUGGCGUCAAUGAUUCUCAUGGCUUUCAAGGACCUUGUAGUAAUGGCCAGGAACUAGUUGCUUCUGAUGGAAAGAAUGUGUUCUUCCCGAUGGAUCUAAUGCAAGUUGUCGGCGACGUUGAUCCUUCUUUAGAUCAUAUCUCCUCUAUCACAGGAUAUUCUAAUAUCUGUAGCAGUUUAGAGGUAUCCGAGUCAACAUCAAAAAACUAUACUCUGCAGAAAUAUGGUGAUCAGGGGGAAUCAAAUCUGAUAAAAGAGGGUGGGCUUACAGAGAACUAUCUGCUAAAAGAUGGAGGUCUUACAGAGAACUAUCUGAAUGCAUAUCACAUGGAUGCUCCAUUUUCAUUUGGGAAGAAUGUCGUGCUAGAUAAAUACAGAAAUUGGCUCCCACAACAGGUAUCAGAAAGGAUUCCGGGAGAUUCUGGCACUUUCUCUACUAUGACUGCCUGGAAAUCAAAAUCCAGCCAUGACGAGCCAUUGCAAUCUGAGCUACAGAUGCUGGGAUCAAAUAAUUGUCACCAGCAGCCUGCAUAUUUCGACAAGUCGUCAAAUGCCCAGUCACAUGGCUGCACCUCAAAAAUAGAGUGCUCCACAUAUUCGUGUAUGGUUCAACAACAAGAAGUUCAGCUACAAGAAACUUGUUUUCAUAAUGAUACUUUAGAAGGUCCAGCACCAUCUUUCGGUCCAGUUGGAGCUGCCAAACGUAAAGAAUCCAUUCUGUCUUUGGAUGAUAUUCUUCUCUUAUAUAUUACCUACAAAAGCAUUCCAGUGAAUGCAGGGACAAUCCGAGAGAACUUUUUGGAUUAUUUGCACUUGAAUGUGUGCAAUGUACAAAAAUGUGAGUGUGAAAUUUACUAUAUACUGAUAUCCCAUUUUGAUGACUGUCAUGAUACGGGCUGUAGCAUAUGUGGACCUGUUCGAGAGUUGUAUCCUACUGGUGAAACUCAAUCAGGAGCUGGAAAAUUAAAAAGAGACCUGCCAGAAGAUCUCCAUGCUAAAGAUUCUAACUGGAUGAGUUCCUGCAUUGUUGAAGAUGUUCAACCUCCUUCGAAACGUACAAAGAUGGAAAGCAGUAUUCUGUCCCACAACAGGCCUCCUAGUGCAGUGACUCUUCCAGUGAAUCAACGAUGCAAAACUGAAGGACAUCCACUCUUGGGGAAGAGGUUUGGAAGUCCUAUGUAUUUUGAGGAAGAGGAAUUGGUAAUGAAAUAUGAACCGUCAAGCUCCAUGGAAGACCCCAUAAGAGGUGGGUUACCUGCGAAGUGUUCUGUAGAUAACAUUAGAUUUAAGUGUGGCAAUGCUCUUGGUGCAGUUACUCUUCCUGUGAAUCAACCAUGUGGAAGUCUGGAAGAUCCUCUAAUAGCUGUAAAUUUUGCUGUAGAUAAAAAUAGACUUGAGAGUGCCAAUGCCUGCUUCAGAAGAACCGUAGUAUAUUCGGAAUUGAAGAAGUCAUCUGAAGGUCCUAUGUACAAUCAGCAAGAUUCAAGUGAGACGAACAAGGAUCUGUUAACGUCCGUAGAGUCACCUCCGGUGAUGGAUGGUACAAACACUAGUGAGGUCAAAACCGAUGUGACUUUGACUUCUCAAGGCUUUAAUUCUGACAGCAAGUCUGUUCUUUCUGAGGAGUGCACUAAUGUGAAAGCAGAUAGCAAUAUCAAGGACAAGGCUAAUUACGCCAAAAUAGAUAUGCACUGUUCUUCGGCUGAAUCUGCAGCUAAUUGUAUGUUGCAGAUGGAGUCAGAGUAUUCAAAAAGAUGUGGUGUUUCUUUAACUGAUUUUUUCAACACACAGCAAAUAAAGGAACACUUGAGUAGUCUCAACCAGUGCAUUGGUCAGAGCAUCAUGAAGGGAUCAACUGAAAAUACAAGAGCCCAAUCCCUUGGUCAGAAUACCUGCCAGUUGUGUGCCAGGGAUAGGAUUAUGCUAACUUCACCACCCAUAUAUUGUUCAUACUGCGAAGCUUGUAUCAAGAGCAAUAUGACUUAUUAUUGGACACAGGAUGAAAUGGAUGCACGAUACUGUUUUUGCACGUUGUGCUUCCGGAAGUCCCGUGGUGGUAAAAUCUCGUUUAGAGGGCUGUCUUUUCCCAAAACUAAGCUGCAAAAGUACAAAAAUACAGCAGGAAUUGAAGAAUCGUGGGUACAAUGUGACAAAUGUGAAUGCUGGCAACAUCAGACUUGUGCGCUGUAUAAUCCAAAAAGUGAUUUGGAAGGGAAAAGAAAAUACAUUUGUCCUUUUUGCCGCUUAGCUGAGAUAGGAGUUCAAGAGCAUGUGACCAUACCUACUGCUUUGGGGGCAGAAGAUCUUCCCAGAACUAAGCUUAGUGAUCAUAUAGAGCUAAGACUCUUCAAGAGCCUUGACAGAGAGAGAAAAGAGAGGGCAAAAUUAUCUGGAAAAUCUCCUACUGAGGUGGUCCUAUUGUUUCAAAAAAUUGAAGGUGUAGAUGUUUGUCUCUUUGGUAUGUAUGUCCAAAAGUUUGGGUCAGAUUGCAGAUCACCCAAUCAGCGUUGCGUCUAUAUUUCGUAUCUUGAUUCGGUUAAGUAUUUUAGACCUGAAAUUAGAGCUGCUACCGGUGAGGCUCUACGUACCUUUGUAUACCAUGAGAUAUUGAUUGCAUACCUUGAUUACUGCAAGAAAUGUGGUUUUACGACUUGCUAUAUAUGGGCGUGCCCACCUAUAAAAGGGGAAGAUUACAUUUUAUAUUGUCAUCCAGAUACUCAAAAAACACCGAAGUCAGAUAAGCUGCGUCACUGGUACAAGUCAAUGAUUAGAAAAGCAGUAGAAAAGAAUAUAGUGGUGGAUCACACCAAUUUUUAUGAUCACUUUUUUGUUCCGAAUGUGGAAUGCAAUGUCAAGAUAACGGCAGCUCGCUUACCUUAUUUUGAUGGAGCCUAUUGGUCAACUGCUGCUGAGGAUGUGAUGCAAAAUAUUGAAAAAGGAAGUGGAGAAGGAUCUGAGAAGAUGGUGCAACAGCUAAGGAGACGGAGAACUUUAAAAUCAAUGGGACAUAGUGAUCUUUCAGCCGAUGCAACAAAAGAUUUGAUGGUCAUGGAAAAGCUGGGGCAGACCAUCCUAGCUACAAAGGAAGACUUUAUCAUUCUCCGCUUGCAGUUCACUUGUACAAACUGCCACGAAGUGAUACUAUCUGGAAGUCGUUGGGCUUGUAAACAAUGCAAAAAAUUUCAUUUAUGUGCAAGAUGCCUUGAAGUUAAAUGUCCUACUGAGUUGAAAACACACAUUUCCAUCAGUGGAGAAAAACAUCUACUGUCUCAGAUUUUGGUGAAUGACGUACCUGCUGACACGGAGGAUAACGAUGUCAUUUUAGAUAAUGAUAUCUUCAGCGAUAGACGCUCUUUCUUGAGCUUUUGUGAGGAAAAUAGUUAUCAAUUUGACACACUUCGCCGUGCUAAACAUUCAUCCAUGAUGAUCCUGUAUCACCUCCACAAAAUGACAGCAUUAACCAAGCGGAGAACCUGCAGCCUUUGUCAUAAUGACGUUGUGUUGGAAUGGCAUUGUGAGAUUUGCCCAGGUUUCGAUGUUUGCUCUACGUGCUAUUCAAAAGAAGGUGAAGGCUGUCAUGUCCACCUGUUAAUUCCGCACGUACUGGAAACCGACUGCAAAACAAAGAAUAAACAAGAACUCGAAGAGCGCAAAGCAUUUAAGAAAAAAGAAAUGUUGGAUCUUCUAGAGCAUGCUAAUCAGUGUCGAGCAACAAGAGACAACCCUUGUUCACAUCGUAAUUGCAUUCAUAUCAAAUGGCUUUUUCGCCACUCACAUGAAUGUGAAAUUCGAUUAGCCGGUGAUUGUAAGAAGUGUAAGAGAAUCUGGUAUCUGUUGCUUUUGCACUCGGAGGACUGCAAAGAUUCCAAUUGCCGUAUGCCGCGUUGCAUGGAUAUCAAAAAGAGGAAAACUCUCACAGCGCAGUCUGCAAGUCGUCAAACGAGGGUAGCCUCUACAUGA